Messenger RNA from Brassica napus (rape), 1571 nucleotides. Its product is annotated as mitochondrial fission protein ELM1-like. Lineage: Eukaryota; Viridiplantae; Streptophyta; Magnoliopsida; Brassicales; Brassicaceae. The record is from RefSeq and is a predicted model, not a curated record. Bases 67 to 1311 code for a protein of 414 amino acids. The transcript has 11 exons. Gene Ontology annotation, biological process: mitochondrial fission. Gene Ontology annotation, cellular component: mitochondrial outer membrane.
AAUUCAAUUUCGGUUCGUUGUCAUAUUCAAUUUCCCAGAGAAGAAGAAGAAACUUCUUCAACCGUCAUGCGACCAACACAGCCACCGGAACUAGCCGUCACCGGUUCCUCCGAGAAUCCCCAGGGAGGACUUUCCGGCGUAGUGAAACGAGCUAUAGUGAUCGGAAACGGCUGCGCCGGCGCAGAGAAUCAGUGCUUCGGCCUUGUUCGAUCCUUGGGCCUUUACGAUCGCCACCUCUACUAUAGUGUAGCUAGGCCAAGAGGAGGAAUCAGCAGGUGGCUUCAUUGGCUUCCUAUCUCGUUUUACAAAAAGCUUAACCAUUUCAUCAGCUGUGUAUGUUCUGGAUUCUCCAUUAAAGCAAAUGAAUCGGGUUUCAGAAGAUCUGGAAUCGAGGAUGUGUUUGAGGUAGCUGAUGCGAAGCAGAUUGCUGCCAUGGCUCGUCGUACGAUUGACAAGAGUGGCCCUUUGUUAGUGGUGGCAUCUGGUCGUGAUACUAUCUCUGUCGCAAGCUCCAUUAGACGACUUGCUAUGGAUUAUGUCUUUGUUGUUCAAGUGCAACAUCCAAGGUCGCGUCUCGAGAGAUUUGAUCUAGUAAUCACACCUCGUCAUGAUUACUUCUCUUUAACACCUGAAGGGAAGAGGCAAGUUCCGUUCUUUCUCAGGCCAUGGGUGACUCCACGUGAACCUCCAGGUAGAAAUGUGUUUUUGACUACUGGAGCUCUUCACAAUGUUGACGCAUCUACUCUGAGAAACGCUGCUUUGGAAUGGAAGGACGAGUUUGCCUCGCUGUCGAAACCUUUGGUUGUGGUUAAUAUCGGAGGACCUACAAGGAACUGUUUGUAUGGUGUUGAUCUUGCUAAGCAGUUGUGUGGUAUGCUUCACAGUAUCCUCUGGAGCUGUGGAAGCCUAAGAAUAUCUUUCUCGAGACGAACACCGAAGAAGGUCAAAGAGAUUAUAACUAGAGAACUGAGGUCUAACCCGAAGGUUUACAUUUGGGAUGGAAAAGACCCUAAUCCGCAUUUGGGGCAUCUAGCUUUAGCCGAUGCUUUUAUCAUAACUGCUGACUCUAUAAGUAUGUUGAGCGAAGCGUGUACUACCGGGAAGCCAGUGUAUGUUGUGGGUGCUGAACGGUGUACAUGGAAGUUCUCUGAGUUCCAGAAGACCCUUCGUGAAAGAGGAGCUGUUCGACCUUUAACCGGCAAAGAAAAUAUGGUUGAGAAGUGGAGUUACACUCCUCUUAACGACAAUGCAGAAGCUGCAGAGCGUGUGAUUGAAGAUCUAGCUGAGCGUGGAUGGAAAAUUGAGGCGUGAACAAGUUUUGAAGAGUAUUGUAUUUUCUCUUAGCCAAUAGAAUGAGGUUGGUAAUUAGCAGCGAUCUGUUUGAAGAUCGAAUCAUAAACUCAAGGUCAUACACACACGUAGCUCAUUUGUUGAAACUAGUAGCGAUAGGAUGUUGUUAGUUCUUUGUUUUUUCCCCAUUUGGAUAUAGUGAUCUACUGGUUUGUUUGAAACUUGAAAUAAUGUUUUUGAACUUUUUUUGGUAAGAUGGUAUAUUAAAAAGUUUUUAAGUA